Durusdinium trenchii is the source of this 807-nucleotide messenger RNA. The record is from the annotation of a GenBank genome assembly. Lineage: Eukaryota; Dinophyceae; Suessiales; Symbiodiniaceae.
AUGUUCUCGGCCGUGUUUUCUGACGAACUGGGUGAAGAUUACAAUGGGGCCCUGUCUGUGGUAGCGUCCAGGCGGCUUCUCCGUGAACAAGCAGCCCUCCAUCGGGAAGGCUUGGAAUUGCAGGGUGUUUUUCACCACUUCGAUGAAGCCAACCCCCACAAGGCUGCUGCCGUGGUGCUGGGCCCGGAUGAGACGCCGUAUGCCCGCUGCCCUUUUUUGUUCGAGUUCACCUUUCCGAACACUUAUCCUAUGAAACCUCCUCAUGCCAAGCUUUUGACUCGGGACGGGCGGGUGAGAUUUAAUCCGAACCUAUACGUGAAUGGGAAGGUUUGCCUUUCCAUCCUGGGUACUUGGGCUGGGCCUUCUUGGACGUCACUCAGUACAUUUCGAACUGUUUUGAUUUCGAUUCAAUCCCUCCUUUGUUCCAAUCCACUACAGAACGAGCCGGGGCACGAGCAUGAGACGAGCAGUGACUGUGAUUUGUAUGCAGCAAUGGUACGCUAUGAGAGCGUGGCUAUUGCAGCGCUGCAAGUGGGCAAAACUUUACCACCUUGCUUCGAGCCAUUGCGAGCACUCCUUGGUGGCAUCUUCCUGUGCAACUAUUCAGUCUACUGUGAGAUGCUCGCAGGGUUCGUCACAUGUGAGGGCCGCUUGGACAGGCGAAACUUCCGCGAUUCCAUUGGUCCUGGGCUGCCUCGCAGUCAUGAGUUGUACAGGCAGUUGUCGCAGAAGCACGCCGGAGCUUUGAACGAUGCCUUCUUCCACUAUCAGAAACGGCUUUUCGAGGCAAGACGAAGCGCAUUUUGA